GCACGACAGGACAAGCGAGCUCUGAUCGAGCACAGGUCAGUGUGACUCGUGUCACGCCAUACUAGUUUGGGAGGCUGCGGCACAGCGUAAGUGACCUGGGCAAAACAAAACAUUUCCCGGAGUUGGCUUUGGAUACAAAUGGGGCUUCGAAGGCAUGGGCGUUAGUUGCAGCUGCGAGGCACUGUAGGGCUGUGGCCAUGACUCUAGGUCGACUAGUAGGCUGCAACGAGCGUCUUUUUUCGGCUCGAAUUCGGGUGUGAUCCCUACCGGUGUCUACAAGUAACUUUUCUAUAUAGACGCAAGGUUGCGUUCGCCUCAUGUUGAUCUACUUCCUCUCGACUGCUCUACCCCCAGACCCUCAUUCACUCUUACAACGACCAUAUGGAACCAUCUUUAUCACCAAUUAAAUCGUUCAGAGGUCAUACUCAUUACUUAAACAGACUUGCAUUCUCGAAACAGAAGAAUGAACUCAAAAUUAUAAGCACCUGCGCAGAUCGGACUGUUCGGAUUUGGGAUGUAGAAACAGGGAAUCAAGUGGGAGAUCCAUUCGGUGGACACACUAGUAGCACCAGUGGACUUGCUGUAUCAAUGGAUGGUAGAAGAAUUGUGAGUGGGGCGAAUGAUGGCAAGAUCAUCAUAUGGGACGCAGAUACGAGGGAGAUCGUCAGAUGUCUGUCGCAUCACACAGACUGGGUCGGUUGCAUACGAUUCUCACCUGAUGAGAAAAGACUCGCCUCCGCAUCAUGGGACGGUACACUAAAGAUCUGGGAUGUGGGAACAGGAGAACUGGUGUUCGACAUCGAUGAUCACCAAGGUCGAAUAUCCACAGUAGCCUAUUCUCCUAACGGAACCAGGUUUGCGAGCGGGUCAUAUGAUCAGACGGUUCGCAUCUGGAACGCAGCGACUGGCAAGCAGCAAACCCAACCACUCAUCCACGACAAGCCAGCGUCCUCGAUAGUCUGGUCUCCAGACAGUCGUCGUCUCAUUUCUGCCUGUAAGGAUGGCCAAAUCUACUUCUGGAGUGCACCGACUGGUGCCCAGCUCGGAUCCCCACUGCGUGCACAUUCAGACAUGAUUAUCUCGUUGGCUAUCUCCCCUAACGGCGAGCUGAUAGCUAGUGCGUCCGUUGAUAGCACCGCUAGGCUGUGGAGCACAACGACCCGCAAACCUUUUGGUCGUGUGCUCCAGCAUGCCAAAAGGGUAUCUGCAAUAGCCUUCUCGCCAGACGGCCAGCUUGUUGCCACAGGCGGUCGGGAAAACACAAUAUUUUUGUGGGAUAUAUCUCAGGAGUCCACCAUUAUGACGAAUGCUGUGUCGCCCUCAUUCGUUUCCCCGGCUUCCCACAUAUCAAGCUACAUCGACCAGCCAUCAGCAAACUUCCAUUCUCUUCCAGCUUCUUCUGCACCGGCGCUGGACGAGCUACUGGAUGCGACCGAGUUUGCAACAGAACUUGUAGGCUCGCGUGAUGCUGCUGCCUCACAUUCCCCAUCUCUGUCUCCUCAAGGUCACUCCGAUCAUGAAAUCCCUACUCCAGUCCACACCCCUCCUCCAGUCGAGCUUUCCGACAGCAUUCAAGUACCUCCAGAAACCAUCAACUCGCGUGAUGCAGCUGCAUCCCCUUCCCCAUCUCUUCCUCCCCAAAGUUCCUUUCAUCCUCGCAUAGCGACUGCUUCAGCUUCCACUCCGGUCCUGGCCUCGCCUCCAAAGUCAUUUUGGAAGCGCUUUACUAUGUUCAAUAGGUCUGCAGCGUCUGUAGACUCCAAGCGGUGGAAAUUCCCGCGCAUUGGUAGUAUCAUGCAGCGCAAGCAUCGGAAUGCGGGACCUGAUGAUCCCCAGCAUCACCGAGUUGAUAUGUCACUGCUGCUGGGCGUGUGUUCACGAUCGUGGGUUGUUUUACUUCGAAAGUUCAAUGUGGCAGAGGACUCCAAGCCAAUGUAG
Molecule: messenger RNA, 1938 nt
Organism: Suillus fuscotomentosus
Lineage: Eukaryota; Fungi; Basidiomycota; Agaricomycetes; Boletales; Suillaceae
Product: WD40-repeat-containing domain protein
Exons: 6
Coding region: 382-1938 (518 amino acids)
Molecular function (GO): protein binding
Source: RefSeq, a predicted model, not a curated record